Cucumis melo (muskmelon) is the source of this 414-nucleotide messenger RNA. RefSeq names its product defensin-like protein 1. The transcript has 2 exons. Bases 18 to 254 code for a protein of 78 amino acids. The record is from RefSeq and is a predicted model, not a curated record. Gene Ontology annotation, biological process: defense response. NCBI's taxonomy places the organism in Eukaryota, Viridiplantae, Streptophyta, Magnoliopsida, Cucurbitales, Cucurbitaceae.
AUUAGAAUAUUAUAAGGAUGAUGAUGAUGAACAAAUCCUUGGUCCCAACGCUGCUACUGCUGCUCCUCAUCUUCUCUGCUUCGGAGAUGAUGGGGGGUGGUGCUGAGGCUCGAAUGUGCCAAUCUCAGAGCCACCACUUCCACGGAACCUGUAUACGUGACCACAACUGCGCUCUUGUAUGUCGCACCGAAGGCUUCUCCGGCGGUGAAUGUGUUGGUUUCCGCCGCCGCUGCUUCUGCACUCACCGUUGCUAGCUACCUACCUAAUUUCUUUUUAAUUGCUAUAUAUGCUAUGCUUUUUUCUUUUUUUUCUUUUAUCAUCUCCUCGAUCGCUCCGAUCCUCUUCCUAUCACUACUAUAUCAUCACCGUUAUUACCUUUCCAUUUCAUGAAUAAACAUAACUACUUUUUUAUUA